UUAACAUCCGGUUUCAUUUUAGGCCGGUUGGGCACCUGUCUCUCUGAGAGAUGACGACUAUUCGUCCGUUUACUUGUGACGACUUAUUUAGAUUUAAUAAUGUGAAUUUAGAUCCGCUGACAGAAACUUAUGGCUUGCCAUUUUAUAUGCAGUAUCUUGCUCACUGGCCAGAGUACUUCCAAGUGGCAGAAUCUCCGGCUGGACAAAUAAUGGGAUACAUAAUGGGUAAAGCAGAGGGGUCAGCUGAUUUAUGGCAUGGUCAUGUAACUGCGUUAUCAGUGGCACCAGAAUAUAGACGGCUUGGUCUUGCAGCUAAAUUGAUGAAUAUCUUGGAGGAAAUUUCUGAAAAAAAACGAUGUUUCUUUGUGGAUUUAUUUGUAAGAGUUUCAAACAAAGUUGCCGUAGACAUGUACAACAAGCUAGGAUAUACAGUUUAUAGAACAGUACUUGAAUAUUACUCAGGAGAAGUGGAUGAAGACGCUUAUGAUAUGAGAAAAGCGUUAUCUAGAGAUACAGAGAAGAAAUCGGUGAUUCCGUUGGCACACCCUGUUCGUCCAGAGGAGUUGGAUUGACCAUGAGCCAGGUGAACUAUGAUGGAAACGAGUUGCUAUGGUUACUUACAGUUGUCAGUCUGUGUUUCACUGCAGUGGUAAUAACUCUAAUUUUGUCGUUAGUGAUGUCAGAGAGCAGCAUGGCUGACAGAGACUUGUAGCAGAGAAUGUGUGACCAUUCAACAAAACAGUCUAAUAUUCAAACUACAUAUUUGAUAACAAGAGCUGCAGUUGAAUUAUUUCUGAUUGACCCACCAUUUUUUGAAAAAUGUCAUGUUCAUUUGUACAAAGAACAUCUAUUCAUUAACAGUAAAUUGAAGGAAUUUGAUUUCUCUACAUAUUCUAUGCCUACUUCUGGAACAAACCCUUACCAUAUAUUAAGGAUUCUCUUAGUGAGGGUUUCCUUAAUAUUAUGGCCAUUAAAACCAGCAGGUAAAAUUUUACUGAAAUUGUUUAUUCACAAUUGGUAAACAGGUAAGGGCGUGGGAUUUGUAUGAGUUGAAAAUUUGAUUUCUAUGAUUAUGGUUGUCAACAGUAAAAUGAUCUGUCUUAGUUCAAAACAUUUUUAAUUCUAAAAUAGAAUUUAUACACUGUGUGAUCUUCUAAGCAUUGAAAAAAAGUUAUGAGCAGUAAUUAAGAUAAUGAAAUCAAUUGUGUUUCUUUAUACAACAUUGUAAUGAUUGCAAACAAUUAUGUUGCUCCUAUAAAGUUGCUGAUGUACCAUUGUCAGUUUUUCAAUAUCAAAUUUACCAACCUAGAAUCUUGUAUCCAUCAUUUUUCACCUGGAGAUUAUUUUUAAUUUGGAAUAAAUUAUUACUUUUAAA
Mytilus californianus (California mussel) is the source of this 1375-nucleotide messenger RNA. RefSeq names its product N-alpha-acetyltransferase 20-like. Gene Ontology annotation, cellular component: NatB complex. Lineage: Eukaryota; Metazoa; Mollusca; Bivalvia; Mytilida; Mytilidae. The record is from RefSeq and is a predicted model, not a curated record. Gene Ontology annotation, biological process: N-terminal peptidyl-methionine acetylation. Gene Ontology annotation, molecular function: protein-N-terminal amino-acid acetyltransferase activity. The transcript has 6 exons. The coding region runs from base 51 to 572 and encodes 173 amino acids.